AUGUCAGCUGAGAACCAAAGUACAGUAAUAGAAUUUAUUCUUCUCGGAUUUUCAGACAAUCCCAACAUACAACCUUGGCUGUUCCAGGUAUUCUUACUUGUCUACGUGAUCACACUGGCCAUUAACAUUCUCCUUAUAGUGGCCGUCAGAACAGACAAUCAUUUACACAAUCCUAUGUAUCUAUUUCUUACUAAUCUGUCCUUUUUAGACAUCUGUUAUACUUCAAUCAUUGUACCCAAGAUGCUACUUAAUAUUGUGUUGUCAGCAAAAACUAUUUCAUAUACUGGUUGUGUUCUCCAAAUUUACUUCUAUCUUUUUAUGGGUGAGACAGAGUGCAUACUAUUGGCUUUCAUGGCCUUUGACCGAUAUGUAGCUAUCUGCAAUCCCCUGCGUUACAAUGUUAUUAUGAAUACAGUCUCCUGUACCAGGUUGAUUGGCUUGUCUUGGAUGGCUGGUGGUAGCAUAGCCUCCUUUGAUAUAUAUUUAGUAUGCCAAUUAAAGUUUUGUGGACAUAUCACCAUCAACCACUUCUUUUGUGAAGCUCCAUCCUUACUUCAGCUAUCUUGUGGGGAUAAAUUUGUGGACAACACCAUAACUUUGGUUGGUGGCUCCAUAUUGCUUCUAAUUCCCUUGUGCCUCAUCCUCUUUUCAUAUAUACAAAUUUUCCUAAUCAUUCUCAAACUCCCUUCUGGGCAAUACAAAGCCUUCUCUACAUGCACAUCCCAUCUAAUUGUGGUGACCAUCUACUAUGGAACAUCCAUAUUCAUGUACAUGAGACCAAGGAAUUCAGAUACUGGAGUGACAGACAAGAUAGUAGUGACAGACAAGAUGGUGUCGGUGUUCUAUACAAUUGUUACACCAAUGUUAAACCCUUUAUUCUACAGCCUAAGAAAUAAAGAUGUUAAAAAGGCGAUUGGACAGUUGGGAAGGUGUACAAUUGUGCUAAGGUGA
Molecule: messenger RNA, 951 nt
Organism: Staurois parvus
Lineage: Eukaryota; Metazoa; Chordata; Amphibia; Anura; Ranidae
Source: the annotation of a GenBank genome assembly